This is a messenger RNA of Pelagomonas calceolata, 1023 nucleotides long. The record is from the annotation of a GenBank genome assembly. NCBI's taxonomy places the organism in Eukaryota, Pelagophyceae, Pelagomonadales, Pelagomonadaceae.
UUUUUACACUGAACUUACGGUUCCAAGCGAAUCGGAAGGAGGGGAUGGGGUCGUGGCAAACGGGAAGGGGGCUCGGUCGGCGGCCCGCGCCCGGCGCCCCGCCGCCCGGCCGCGCCGCGCUCUCUCCAGGAGGAGCGCGUCGCGUGGCGGGGCGGCGCGGGGCGGCGGCCGCGGGCCGCCGGCGCGGCCCUUACUUCGCCGGCUUGCCGGCCUGCCGUGCCGAUCGCCGCGGGCCCGCCGGCUUGGGCGACGCGGGGGCCUUCUUGGCGGCCGGCUUCUUGGCGGCGGGCUUCUUGGCGGACUUGGCCGCCGGCUUGGGCGCGGGCGCCUUCUUCGGCGUCGCCUUGGGCUUGGCCACGGUCUGCGGGGGCGUGGCGCGUAAGCGUCGGUCGAUCGGUUGCGCGAGCGAGGACGAGGGUACGGCAUCCACGCCAUCGAGCGGGCGCAGUCACGGGGACGCCGACGCGGCGACGGCGUUACAGGGGACGCGGCACACGCGCCUUCUUCUUCGCCGGCGCCUUCUUGGCCGCGGGCUUCUUGGCCGCGGGCUUCUUGGCGCUCUUCUUGGCCGGCGCCGGCUCCUCCUCGGGCUCGGCGCUCUUGAACGGGCUGAUCGACUUGAAGAAGUUGACGAUGGCCGCCAUGGUUGCUCAGUCUGGGUUCGCCGGGUACGGCAACGCGCGACUUAGCCUGCGUGGGUUCCGUCAAGGGUGCUGUCCUGACGGCGGUUUCGUGGUGUUGGGCGCGUGUGUGACGGCGGGCCGUUUCGGGCGCACGCGCUGUUGUGCCGCGGCCCUUGCGGCAGCGCCGCAGCAACGCGGCCCAGCGGUACCGCCGCGGGGCUCGCGCGCGCUCAGUCAACCUCAUUUACGGGUGCUAACUGCAGCCGCCCGCGCAGCGCGUCUAGCACCGUUUGAAGCGCGCCGUCUUCGCGUUGUAUCCAAGCUCUCGUACAGUACGAAGCAUAACAAGGUCGAAACGCGGUCAGGCGACGUUGUGUUGCGGCGUGAAUAGCCAAUUCAG